CCAGUCGGGACCGCAGCCUGCCGACGGAGAAGCAGACAGCACCAAAGUGGAAGGAGAAGAAAAAGGCCAGGGAGGGCUGCAGCCUGCCAGGUUCUUCCUGGGAGGAGAGGUACGACUCUUACAAAAUGACCAAGCACUGUUCCAGAGCACCAAGCACUUGAAGUGGUUACAGCAGUGGGUCGUGAGUUUCACCUCCACCCAGCUCUCCCCAGUAGGAAUAGAAGAGCCAGGGCUCAGCUGACUUCCCUGGAGCUUCACCUGGGGAUAGGAAUAAUGGAAAAAACAAAUGAAAAGGUCUAAGAGGAAAGGAUCAGGAGCACAGUAGUUGCCAUACUGGCAAGCAGAAAGUAGUCAUUUGAUUUGCAGUUCUGUGCCUGAAAGUAGUGGGCACUGGGUGCUUUGGCAGCAGCUCCAAAAAUCCCAGUAAGCAGUAACAGCAACUUAUCCAGCUGCAGGGUGAGGUUCUCCAUGGGCUCACUGAGUCAGUAGUUGAUGGAUAGUUAUGAUAGUUUGGAUCAUAUUCACCUCAACCAUUAAUCUGUCUUAAAAAAAAAAAAAAUCAGCUUUUAUGUGUUUUGUUCUUGCUUGCCCUGCCUCAGAUACAAGAAGUGGCAAUUUUCAAGGUUUAUCUCUAAUCUGCCACUGCAUGUGUGCCCAGGUCAGUGAGCAUGGGCACCCUGUAAUUCCCUGCCUGCUAGACACAAACUGUGCAUUUCACUGUGCCGGAUUUAAUCUAGUACAGCAUUAGCAAAAAGAUGUAGUAGUGGCUGGAAGUGUGAGCAGGUAGAUGAUGCAGGAUGGAUGCACUGAGUGAUGAGAGAAGCAUCUUGCUCUUUUAGGGAAAAGCUCCAGGGAGACAGGACUCAGGCUAUCCUUGGAGCCGCAAGGGAGGGCCAAAGGCUCUAAUUCAGUGGGAGAAAGCAACAGAGUCCAUCUGAAGUUACAAAGUUACAACAUGAUCUUUUUUUCCCCUUUGUUUGUUUUGUUUUGUUUUGUUUUGUUUUGUUUUGUUUUGUUUUGUUUUUUUCCCCUCGGACCCCCGGUAACAUCUGAAUACUCAUUCCCCUGGCUCUACCAGCCUGGAGUCAGACCUCACCCAGGGAUUGGCAGGGCCUCUCUGGGUCCCUGUGCAGGGGAAAUGCUGUUCCUGGCCCUGUCCUCUAAAGGGGGAUUAGAAAGAUACCUGGGUUACCCAGGACACUCCGGCACUGCUGGACAAUCUUCUGCCAAAGGCUCAGCCUGUCCCUGGAGAGCUGGUCAUUGUGGUUCCUGGGUCCCUCCUCCAGCCACAAAUAUUCUGCACCGGGAAGGUGCCAUGAAAAGGGAGUUUGGAAGUUUACGGCCAGCCCUGGUGCAGACUCUGUACCAGAACAGUCCUGCCCAUGAAGCAGCUGCUGGGAAUGUUACACCAUAAGUAUCAGGAGGUGAAGUAUGAAAGCCAGAGGAAGAUUUUGCAGACACUGGCAUCUCGUCUUGAGGAGCUGGGCAUAGAUGUGAAGAAACCUGGUGGACUCUGCUGUCCUCUCCCGCCUGUAGUCCCUUCGCCCAUCAUUAAUGGCUACCGAAACAAAUCUACUUUCUCUGUGAACCGAGGACCGGAUGGUAACCCCAAAACUGUGGGGAUGUAUGUGGGAACUGGCAAAGCAAGAAAUAUUGUCUGUGUGAAAGCAAACCACAUGGAGAACAUACCCCCAAAACACAAACAAGUAGCCCAGUGCUAUGAGGAGUUCAUCCGUCGCUCCCCCCUGGACCCUUGCAUCCUCUUCCACGAAGGCGGACACUGGCGGGAGCUCGUUGUACGCACCACCAGCUGUGGCCACACCAUGGCUAUCAUCACCUUCCACCCCCAGGACCUGGGCCAGGAGGCACUGGCUACUCAGAAAGCAUUGCUUAAGGAGUUCUUCACGUGUGGACCUGGAACAGUCUGUGCCUUGACUUCACUCUAUUUUCAAGAGAGCACUAUGACACGCUGCACCCACGAGCAGUCCCCCUUCCAGCUCCUUCAUGGAGAACCACACAUCCUUGAAGAAGUGCUCGGCCUGAAGUUUCGCAUCUCUCCAGAUGCCUUUUUCCAAAUAAACACAGGUGGAGCAGAAGUUCUGUACCAGGCAGUCCGGGAGCUGAGUCAGGCUGAUGAGGACACCAUCCUCCUUGACAUCUGCUGUGGAACGGGCACAAUUGGUCUUGCUCUGGCUCACCAAGUGUCCAAGGUUAUUGGUAUUGAGGUGGUGGAGAAGGCAAUAGAGGAUGCCAGAUGGAAUGCAGCAUUCAAUGGAAUUUCAAACUGUGAGUUUCACAGUGGAAAGGCAGAGACUAUGUUACCACAGCUCCUGUCAUUGUGGGAGGAUGACCGACCCCUUGUUGCUGUGGUGAACCCAUCGCGGGCUGGGCUCCAUUACAGGGCUGUGCGGGCCAUCCGAAACUGCAAGUCCAUCCGGAGGCUGCUCUACAUCUCCUGCAAGCCAGAGGGUGAAGCCAUGAGGAACUUUCUUGAGCUGUGCUGCCCACCCGACCCAGGGAAGAACCUCGCAGGAGAUCCAUUCGCCCCCAUGUUGGCUGUACCAUUUGACAUGUUUCCUCAUACUGUUCAUUGUGAGCUGGUGCUGCUGCUCACCCGCUGACAAGGAGGCAGGUAUGCCAGCUCUGAGAGCUUGGGAAGCAACCUCCUACUGUCCUGAAGACUGGAGUCGAUGUAGUUAGGAUUUUAACUUAUUUUCUUGAAAUUUGUAUAAAAAUAAAUUAUUUUGCUUUUGCUUUUACUUUGGGUUGCCUAACUACACUGUUCUGUAAGGAAACACUUGGAUUUCUGGGGUGAAAAGGUUCUCUCUAGCUUUUCAUCACCCUUCCCUACGCUGCAACCUCUCCUAGGGCUGCUGGUUAAAGCAGCCUGGAAAAUAACGCUCUCCUUGAUAUUGUGGGUUUCCACCAUCAACAUGUGAAUAUGAAGUACUAAAAUCCACUGUAUUUUCAAAUACUGCCAUGGCAUUCAUUCUCUGUGUGUUUCAAGGAUAUUGCAGAUAUUUUUUCAAGUUGAUAGUGCACUUGCUAUGAAGAAACUGUAGGAACUAGAACUCCUCAUGCUUUUGGGGUCAGAGAAAUAUUUCCUGCAUAAACUUCCAAGCCCAAUAUUGAAUUGCUGUCAGUCACGUGGAUAAGUUGGAGGCAAUGAGAAAGAUUUUUCUAUAAAAUGAAAUUAAGAGAGAAGAGAUUUCAGUGUCUCUCCUUCCACACCUGCUUCCCCCUUCUCCGCUAAUCCUUAAUGAUACCUAAAUGUGAAAUGCCCUGUGAAAAUGUCAGAAGCAACAAGCUCUUUCCUCAUCACGUUUCUCAGCAAUAGCCAAUUCAAAAAUUUCAUGUGUUUUGUAUCUGGCCUGCUAUGCUCACUGACUGGCAAGCUGUGAACAUCAAUGUUAUAUGAAGUUCUCUUCAGCUCUUCAAAAGAUGGAGCUGCUACAACCUGGAGGUAGGUCUGAGUAAGCAGAAUCCCCUUGUGUUUUGUGAACUCCACGUUGUUUUGAGGACUCCUUUUAUUUUUUUUUUUUUAAUUUAUUUUUAUAUUGUAUUGAAGUUACCUUUUGGUUUAUCCUGGUCAUCUAGGCCAGACCAGUAGCAGAACAGGUUUCUACAAUCAGGCUGUUAAACUUGACUCUUUCCUCCAAAAGAGGAAUUCCCUGUCUGAUAUGGGUGAAUCAAGGCUGACAAACUCCCAGUGAAACGGGGAGAGGUGCCUGUAUUAUUAAGACUUUUAAAUCCAGUUCUAGGGAACUCUGAGCUUGGAAUAACCACCACCACCAGUCUCAAGCCAUGGGGGCUUAAAAUACAUGGGUUUAGGACUUGAGACUUACUACACCAGAAAGGGAGAUGACGUAGAGAUUCCUGACUGGCAUAGGUAAGUGUCAGUCUUGUACUAUCGCACAAGUGUAAGAUUCUUGCACACUGUUACAGCCUCUUGUUUUCACUUUAUAGCGAGGAAUGCCGUUUUCCAGCAGUUUUUUGUGUAAUUUUACCUCGGCUUCUCGCCGCGAGAUCUGAAUGGAUUUCCGCCUACCCUGGCUAUGCUUUUGUCAAAAGGAAAUUUGCUGCAAAUUAGCGGGGGAGAGAUAAUGACUUUAAAUCAAAAAGUGACAGAGGACUAGGAAACCUUUCCACUAACCUCUGGAGUGCUGAAGAUGCAGGACAGGUUUUAUCUGCAAUUGGGGAGGGUUGCACAGUGGCCUCCGUGUCAGGUUCCAGGACAGUCACAGGGGCAAGACAUCUGUUUUGCUUUUCUGGGGCAAAUACACUAAGCAAUAUGUUAUUUGCUGUGUAUUAGCAUCUAAGCAUCUGAAAGCUGCCUGUGUACCAGAGACCUGCGACCACUUUCCCUCCAGAGCAGGUUACUCCCGUGCCCUCCGCUAACACGUCAUCGUUUUCCCGCUCGUGCGCAACUGUGCUGUGUGUCUGGCUGCCAUCCCGCACCCCUAGAACUGUCUCAGCUUCAGCUUUCUGUGGGUAAUUUAUGGAACGUGCGAGGCAACAGAGGAUGACUCAGUGGUAGGAGCGGUGGGGAUGCUCACUGCUCAGCAGGUGCAGAGCAGCCUGGCUCUGCCUGCGCGGCUGUGGGGCAUUAGGACCCGGAGGUUGCUGAGCGGAGGAGGCUGAAUCCCCCUCCCGCUGUCACCCUCUCUGCCUCUGCAGCUUUAUUCCUCAUCUUCAAUGGUGACUGACUACCUCCCGCCCAGGCUGGCAGCCAGAGAGAGAAGGCCUCACUAGGACCUGUUCCCAGCAGCUCCAUGGCAUCUCCCAGGACUAUCACCAUCGUCGCCCUCUCGGUGGCCCUGGGGCUCUUCU
This is a messenger RNA of Tyto alba (common barn owl), 4830 nucleotides long. It is a transcript of the gene TRMT2B, whose product is annotated as tRNA methyltransferase 2 homolog B. Bases 1383 to 2621 code for a protein of 412 amino acids. The record is from RefSeq and is a predicted model, not a curated record. Lineage: Eukaryota; Metazoa; Chordata; Aves; Strigiformes; Tytonidae. The transcript has 11 exons. Gene Ontology annotation, biological process: RNA processing. Gene Ontology annotation, molecular function: tRNA (uracil(54)-C5)-methyltransferase activity, S-adenosyl methionine-dependent.